AUGCUUAUCAGCAACCAAUGGUACACCAAGUCAGAGCAGGCUGCCCGGUUUUCUUUCUGGUACACGGGUCUGGGUAUUGGUCAGAUUCUUGGCGGUGCCAUCUCUUAUGGCUUCCAACACAUCGCGCCAGGACAAGCAAGUCUAGGGGACUGGCGUAUCAUGUUCGUCACCUUGGGCUACUUCACUAUCAUAAUUGGUCUCUCUACUGCCCUGCUCAUCCCUGACACACCUAGGCAGGCCACUUGGCUAUCGGACGCUGACAAAGUCGCACUACUAAAGCACGUAAGCAUUAAUCAGACAGGGAUACAAAGCAGAAAGUUCCGGCUCAAGGAAAUUCUUGAGGCACUGUGCGAUCCGCAGUUGUAUCUCAUGCUGCUUUCGGUUGUUCUGCUGUCUGUUUCUAGUGGCGUUGUUACCACGUACUCGGCCACCCUAAUCGCCAACUUGGGCUAUGAUUCAAAGCAUGCCGCAUUAAUUAACAUGCCCUCUAGGGCUGUCAGCAUACUCUUCACUCUUCUUGUUGGAUUUGGCGUGCAGAAGCAGUCUCAUCGUUGGGCGUGGAUCAUUGGAUGUCUCAUCCCUGCUAUAAUCGGUGGCGCUCUGAUAUCCUUUUUGCCGGUUCCCAAUCGAAACGGAAUCCUCGCCGGUCUUUAUCUCGUCAACGCCGUCAUAGCACCUCUGGCGAUAUUCCACAAUACUGCUGCCAACUUCGGCAGUGCCACCAAGCGCGCGUUUGCUGCCGCCAUCGUAAGUGGUAGCUUUUCACUCGGCAACAUUAUAGGGCCGCAGACGUUCCAGUCUCGCGAUGCGCCGGACUUCCAUCCAGCGAAACUGGCUGUGAUGGGCACGUAG
This is a messenger RNA of Clonostachys rhizophaga, 852 nucleotides long. The record is from the annotation of a GenBank genome assembly. Lineage: Eukaryota; Fungi; Ascomycota; Sordariomycetes; Hypocreales; Bionectriaceae.